Messenger RNA from Engraulis encrasicolus (European anchovy), 1299 nucleotides. RefSeq names its product LIM homeobox transcription factor 1, alpha-like (gene lmx1al). Gene Ontology annotation, cellular component: nucleus. NCBI's taxonomy places the organism in Eukaryota, Metazoa, Chordata, Actinopteri, Clupeiformes, Engraulidae. The record is from RefSeq and is a predicted model, not a curated record. Gene Ontology annotation, molecular function: RNA polymerase II transcription regulatory region sequence-specific DNA binding; DNA-binding transcription factor activity, RNA polymerase II-specific. Gene Ontology annotation, biological process: neuron differentiation; regulation of transcription by RNA polymerase II. The transcript is spliced from 9 exons. Bases 64 to 1299 code for a protein of 411 amino acids.
GGAGUAUCACCCGAGCCUCACUUGCUGGUAUAUAGACUUCCGUUUGUUUUCUAAAGGUUUUUGAUGCUUCCAACGGAAAUCUCCGGUGGAGUGUGUUUCACCUCAAGCGAACACUCCGGGGGAAGGAGAGAGACUAUGAAAACUGAGGAUAGUCAAUCAUGUCUUCAGCAAGGACCCACUGCUACCCCCUUCGGUGAGACGGAGCACGUAGGAGGGGGUGAGGUGUGCGCAGGCUGCGAGUCGCCAAUCGCCGACCGCUUUCUCCUACGGGUGAACGACCGGUCCUGGCACGAGACGUGCGUGAAGUGCGCCGUGUGCCUCUGCACGCUCACUGGCACCUGCUAUUCCCGAGAUCGACUCCUCUACUGCAAGCACGACUAUGAGAAGUUGUUUGUGCGGAAGUGCAGCGCGUGCCUGCAGGCCAUUGGGCGGUCGGAGCUGAUCAUGCGGGUGCUGGGGCAGGUCUACCACCUGGGCUGCUUCAGCUGCUGCGAGUGCGAGAGGAGGCUGCAGCGCGGCGACGAGUUUGUGCUGAAGGAGGGACAGCUGCUGUGCCGCGGCGACUACGAGAAGGAGAGGGAGAUGCUCGCCGCCAUCAGCCCCGCGCCCACAGAGUCUGUGAAGAGUGAGGAUGAGGAUGGAGGGGGCAACUCGCUGGUGGGGAAGGGAGGAGAGGACAGCAAGGAGCACAAGCGCUCGAAGCGGCCGCGCACCAUCCUCACCACACAGCAGCGGCGAGCCUUCAAGGCCUCCUUCGAGGUCUCCUCCAAACCCUGCCGAAAGGUGCGGGAGUCCUUAGCCGCAGAGACGGGGCUGACUGUGCGGGUGGUGCAAGUUUGGUUCCAGAACCAGAGAGCAAAGAUGAAGAAGAUUGCCCGCCGGCAGCAGCAGCAGCAACAGCAGCAGCAGCAGGAGCAGGAGCAGCUACGAGGCGGCAGGAGAGGGACGAGCCGUGGGGGACAGCAGAGCAACGACGACAGCGAGGAUGGUUCCAGUGGUCACGGAUUGGACGGUCUGCUGGCGUAUCCUCAGCUGCAUCGACAGCAGCUCCUGGCGCUGGAUCCAAACAUUUACGGAGCGGACCAGUUCCGCCACGGGCUCACGCCACCACAGCUGGGCCCGGACCAAAUGCACGCCUAUGACUCCGAAACCGUGUUCCACGACCUGGACAGUGAUGGAAGCCUCAGCCAGCUCGGUGACUGUCUCCUAGCAACAGCGGAGGGGGGUCUAUUAACAGGGCGCUUGGGAAAUCCAAUCGAUCGCCUCUACUCCAUGCAGAACUCCUACUUCACUUCGUGA